CUCAACCAGAUUCGCGGUCCUUCCAUCCCCCCACAGGUGCUGGAGAAGGCUCAACGGCUGGUUGGUGCCCAGAAUGUUGCAACAGCCAUCUCCCUCGUCCGAUACCCACCGCAUCUGCAGCCCAUCAUGGAUUACGUGUUUGGCGGCCUUCUGGUCUGCCCGACACUGGACAUUGCGCGCAAGGUGGCCUUUCAUCCAGGUAUCGAACGUCGCACUGUCACCUUCGAUGGUGAUGUCUUUGAUCCACAGUCCCGCGUUCUGCAGCCGCUGCUGCGAACAUUCUUUUUGCUACACCUCACAUUAGAACUGCAGACACCGCGGGGUUACGCGGACCGACUUAUUCUGGAUGAGUUUUUCUUGGCCAGGAUCAAGUGUUGUGGCUAG
Dibothriocephalus latus is the source of this 384-nucleotide messenger RNA. The record is from the annotation of a GenBank genome assembly. Lineage: Eukaryota; Metazoa; Platyhelminthes; Cestoda; Diphyllobothriidea; Diphyllobothriidae.